AUGUUUUCGAAAAAUUCCAGCAGUGUCGAAACAUUAUCAGCUAUAAGUGGUGAAUAUAAGAAUACGAAAAAAUUGGAUCUCCGAGAUGGUAUUGUUCAGAAUUGUACGCACAAAAACAAGUCAGGAAUUUUCAAAAUGGCAGAAAUAAGGCGAAAAUUCAAAACUCUUGGUAAAAAGAAAAAUUUUGGUACUUUUUGUGAAGAUUGUGACCGGUUAGAUUCGAUUGUCACUAAUUCUGUGAUCUCUUUAUGUGUUUCUUGUGGUUUUUUUGGAUGUGAAGAGCAUAGUUUGGCACAUUACAAAUCUUCAGUUUGUACUUAUCAACAUUCAAUAUUCUUAUUGAUGAGCAACAAUAUAUGCUUGAGUUGUGUAGUGGAUAUUCGAGCGCAAGGAGAGAAUGGGCCAGCAAAGAACUUUUUAAAUGGUUUUACUUCAUUUAUAAAAGUACGUUCAAAAUUACCUGGUCCCUCAGUUUUUCCGGUCUUUUCAUCGGAACUUAUCGACGACAACAACAAUCCAAAUAAGGAGAGCAGUGAAGUAAAAGAGUCAAAUGUAAACAGUAUUUCCAAUUCAAAACAAUCUACUGAUGAAAAAAUAGAUGUUAUAUCUGAGAAGCAGCAAAUGAAAGAUUUUUCACAACCUCCGAAGGGACUGGUAAAUCUUGGCAACACAUGUUUUUUCAAUUCAAUUAUUCAGUGUAUUUUAUUUACGCAUCCCAUAGAAUUUUACAUUGAAAAAGUGGGAAAGCGAAAAUUUAUCAAAGUUCCAUCUUUCGCUGAUGCUGCUGGUCAAGCCAAUGCAAAGAUUUAUUCUUCCCAUGUUUAUUCCAGUACAAAGCUAUCAUUAAAUCUAUUCAAUGGUUCCUUGAACGACCAUUUUAUAUGUUUUUUCCGUGAAUUUCAUGCAGGUCAUUCAGUUCAUCCAGCUGCUCUUUUUAAUGAGAUUGUGUAUAAGUCUCCUCGAUUUCGUGGCUGGGCACAGCAAGAUGCACAUGAAUUACUGCGCUAUUUGUUGGAUGGACUGCGGAUGGAGGAAAUAAAUUGGUACAAAGAAGCCAUAAUGCAAUAUUUGAAAUCUUGUAGUCCAAGAAAUGGUAUAAAUUCAUCAAAUAAUGAUCGUUUUGUUGAACGGCAAAUGCUAAAAUCUUGCGGACGACCACUUUUGGAUGCUGUUUUUGGUGGGACUUUAUUGCAGACUAUCAAAUGUUCUAACUGCGGUCAUCUUUCUCGAACAUUCGAAGAAUUCCUCGACCUUUCUCUUCCAGUGGCAUCAUUUCCUACCAACAAGAUGCACAAAUCUUCAUCUUAUCUUAGCAAACGUCAGAGGAAAAAGAAAAUCAAAGUUGAAGAAUGGAAGAAUAUUCGAAGAAAUUCUGUUGGAGAAAAUAGUAGCAUAAACAAUGAGCAUCUAAUUGUCGAAUGCGGUAAUGUUGUCAAUUCCGAAUUAAGCAAUGGUUUUAUUUGCGAAUUAGACGAACAUAUAAAAGCAUUUACAGAUAAUAUCAAUGAAAAAAUGGAACAGUUAUCGGUUGAUCCUGCGGAUCCUGAUGGUUGUUCACCGCUACGAAUGCUUGCAGAUGAAGAAAAUUUACCUGGCUCGUUAACUUCAUGCUUAAGAGCUUUUAUAACGGAGGAAAUUCUUCGCGCGGCAAAUGCUUAUGAAUGUGAAAAAUGCUGUCUUCCUCAAAAUAAAGAGCAAUCUAAUGGCCUGAAGCGAAAGACUGUGGAAGCGUCGAAGCGUUAUUUGAUUUAUGAACCACCAUUAAUUCUAACUUUGCAUUUGAAAAGAUUUGAGCAGAUUCAAUCAUUGAGUGGGCAAAAUUAUGUACGCAAAUUUGGAGGGCAUAUUUCAUUUCCAUCUAUUCUUGAUAUUGCUCCAUUUUGUUGUCAGAGUGCCAAGCGAGUAUCGAAAAAUCAUAAAAGUAUUUUGUAUUCUUUAUAUGGUGUUGUUUGUCAUUCCGGCGAUUUAUCGAAUGGUCAUUUUGUUUCAUAUGUACGCAGGCGAAAGUUCAAUUCGAAAACUGCAACUUUCUUCGAUCAAGCAUCUACUCAAACAAAGCAGGAAGAUGAAUUUAGCGAUGCAGAAUGUGUUAAUGAAAAAAAUUGGAACUGUGAUGGAGGUGAAUGGUAUUUCACAAGUGAUUCGCGAGUUUGUACCGUACCAUCAUCUCGUGUGUUCAAUGCAGAAGCCUACAUUUUAUUUUAUGAGCGCCUAUCCUAA
This is a messenger RNA of Dracunculus medinensis (Guinea worm), 2220 nucleotides long. The record is from the annotation of a GenBank genome assembly. NCBI's taxonomy places the organism in Eukaryota, Metazoa, Nematoda, Chromadorea, Rhabditida, Dracunculidae.